This is a messenger RNA of Neodiprion virginianus, 1199 nucleotides long. It is a transcript of the gene Scox, whose product is annotated as protein SCO1 homolog, mitochondrial. The coding region runs from base 213 to 1121 and encodes 302 amino acids. The record is from RefSeq and is a predicted model, not a curated record. The transcript has 5 exons. Lineage: Eukaryota; Metazoa; Arthropoda; Insecta; Hymenoptera; Diprionidae. Gene Ontology annotation, biological process: mitochondrial respiratory chain complex IV assembly.
GCAAGACACUAUUCAUUACUCGAUAAAACUAAUUUUUUUCAACAGUAUCACCGGAAUCACCGCAUUGCUAAAUGGUGUUGCCAUCUUGCGGUGUUCGGCGGAGCGGGUCGUACUGGACGUAGUCUGCUAUUGCAGAAGCAAAGUGCUUACAGAUUAGUUAUUUUCCGACAAUAUCAUUGAAGUUUUAAUUAACAGACAUAUUCCGGGUGUUUAUGGUAAUUGGUUCCGAAUUUGCUGGACUAGAUUGCGGUUUGUGCUAUUACUACAUAUUCUGCAAUCACGUAAAACCGACCUGUGGGAUGUCGAAGUUACUGAUCCGUAGGUGGACGACGCUCCAACGAAAUUACAGGGAAUUGGAAAAAUCUAUACACACAUCCAGUGUCAAGUAUGAUAAAUUAGAGUUACCGAAGAGGUUGCCUUUUUGGAAAAACAAAGGGCCAAUUAAUUGGAAGAGUUUUGGAAUAACUUGCGGGAUUGGCGCUGGUUUGCUGACAUAUGUGGCGUACCUGAAACAUGUGAAAAACCUGCGGAUUGACCAAGAGCGAAAGCGUGCGCUUGGAAAGGCUUCGCUUGGUGGUAGUUUCGAGCUGGUGAAUUCUGAAGGAAAGACAGUAAAGUCUGACGACUUUUUAGGACACUGGACCAUGAUUUAUUUCGGGUUUACGCACUGUCCAGACAUUUGUCCAGAUGAGUUGGAAAAAAUGGCUGCCGUCAUUGACGAACUUGAGAAAAAACAUGAGUUAAUUGUAAAACCAAUCUUCAUCUCCGUCGAUCCAGACAGAGAUACGCCGACAGUAGUUGGUAAAUACGUAAAAGAAUUUUCGGACAAAUUCAUUGGGCUUACCGGAACAAAGGAACAGGUUGCACAGGCGUGCAAGGCAUACAGAGUCUACUUCAGCAGUGGACCAAAAGACGAAGACAACGAUUAUAUUGUUGACCACACCAUUAUUAUGUACCUAGUCGGUCCAGAUGGAGCAUUUAUUGAUUACUACGGUCAAACUGCAAACGUUGAACAAAUAGCGGCGAGUAUCUUGUUCCACACAGAAAAACAAAAGGCUUUAAAUAAUCCUGGUUGGUUUUCAUCGCUAUUACCAUCAAAACCUGAUAUUGUUUCGGCCUGAACCAUAUCAUCGCUCUGUAAAUACCUUCUGUCAUUUUAUAAAUCGUUCCAAAUGUUGUAAUAAAGUAGUUUGUAUAAU